UAACGUUUAUUGAUCGACAUUAAAAAAAAAAAAGUAUGAUAAUUGUUGGAAAGCUGUGGUUUCGGAUGGUACGCGAAGGCACCACAAUAGACAACGCCAGCUUCCCGUUUUCGGCCGCGCGCUCUGCGUCCUCUGUGCGGAUCUCUGGUAGAGGCUGGGGGGGAAGAAGGAGGCUGCGUGGAUCGGUGCUCAACAAAGCCGCGAGAAUACCUGAACCGAUCGCCUUUUCCACGGCACCGAGCGAACGUAUAGAGGAGCACCGAGGAGACAUAAAUGGUGGAGGCCGUGGUGGAGUUCGACUAUGAGGCCCAGCAGGACGACGAGUUGAGCCUGAACGUGGGCGACGUCGUCGUGAACAUACGGCGAGACGACGGAGGAUGGUGGGAGGGCGAGCUGGGCGGCCGGCGGGGGCUGUUCCCCGACAACUUUGUGCGGGAGAUAAAGAAGGAGGCCAAGAGGGAUGGAGGACAGGCGAGCACGGUCAAAUCGGACCUCUCCAACGGCCGGGCAAGUCCUGUGUCCGAGCCCAGCACGAGAUCGGGCAAGAAAGGGGAGCAGAUCCGUAAGCGGCGGUGCAAAGCGGCGUUCAGCUACGUGCCUCAGCAUGAAGACGAGCUGGAACUGAAAAUAGGGGACGUCAUUGACAUCGUAGCGGAGGUGGAGGAGGGCUGGUGGGAGGGAGUCCUCGGCGGCAAGAGCGGAAUGUUCCCCUCCAACUUCACCAAAGAGAUCCUGCUGGACUUGGACGGGCACUCCGGGGACACCUCGCAGGAGGACCUUCACAGCCGCACCAGUAAAAACAGUCCUGGCAGUGAAAGCGAUGGAGGGGACAGUCUGAAGUCGGAAACCGGCUCAGUGGAAAUCCAGCCCAAAAAGGUCCGAGGUUUCGGGUUCGGGGACAUCUUCAAAGACCAGCCCAUCAAGCUUCGCCCUCGCUCCGUGGACGCCGACUCUGAGGGAGACAAGGUCGUUGAGGGCAAAACGGCGAGUGCAAGUGCCGACAACAUGAAGGGUGAUUCCGACGGCAGAGGAAAAGGAGCAGAGCUGUGCAAAGUCCUCUUUCCGUACGAGGCGCAGAACGAGGAUGAGCUGACAAUCAAAGAGGGCGAAAUCGUCGCCAUAGUCACCAAGGACUGUGCUGACACCGGCUGGUGGAUGGGGGAGAUCGGAGGAAGGCAGGGAGUCUUCCCGGAUAACUUUGUCAAGCUGCUGGAAGCCGAGAAAAAGAGACCAAAGAAGCCGCCUCCUCCCAGCGCCCCGUCGGCCAAACACACAGCAGACAAAAAGUCGGAUGUUAAGAAGGUUCCACCAGAGCGGCCCGAGCAGCUGCCGCAGAGAGACCAGGAUCGAGGUGAGGAGGUGAACGUGGGCGACCUCCCCAAGCCGUCCCUCCCGUCCGUCCUUCCCAAGAAACCCUUCCUUACAAAGACAAGCUCCUCCUCUUCCUCCUCACAACCCCCAAGGCGCCCCGAGAGACCUCCCACUUUGGCGUGUGAAAGCCCCAAGUCUGAGGGCGGGGCUUCCACGCCUGACUCCGCCCUCGACAGGUCACAUGACACCGAUCUAGACCUGGACGCCGUGGUGCCGUCGGCGGAGAAGCUCAGUCACCCGACGGCGACCCGGCCCAGGGUCACGGACCGCCGGCCUCGCUCACAGAUCAUCACAUCGUUGUCGCUGUCCAGCGCCGACGUGGACCACCCGGCGCCGGAAGACAGGAAGGAUAGGGAUCGAAACAAGGAGGAUCAAGAACCCGUCCAGUUCGCCAGGAAAGGACUUCCUGCCAUUUCUGUACCUGAGGGUAAAGCACCCCUGGCCGCCAAGUCCUCCUCGUCCCUCAACCCGCCAAACUGCGGCGGCCAUCGUCCCGCCUCUCCGUCUUCCUCCUCGGGUCUGAGCCCCACCCCCGAGCUGCGGAACUCGCCCGUGACUCCGCCCACGCUGGAAGACCUCAGGUACCAGGUGCGCGAGCUGAGGACCUCUGUGGAGCUGCUGAAGAGCCAGCACAGGCAGGAGAUGAAGCAGCUGACCAACACGCUAGAUGAGGAGAAGAAGAUUCGCCUCGGUUUACAGAUGGAAGUGGAGCACAUAAAGAAGAAAAUGUCCAAAUGAGCCGUGGACGAGACGCCCUCGCCAAGACAUUUGUGCCAAAUGAUGGUCGCCGAAGGACAUCAGCAGCGUCAUAGACUCAUGCAUCCUGCGCAACCCCCACCCCCUCCCCCCUCCCCGCCAACAUGAUGUCGCCUCGCCUUGUGUUUACCAUCAUUUCUAACGAGCAUUCUCUCUUGGGUUUAAUGAUGUCCGGCGCCGUGGUUACCGGCGGGUGUGUGGCCGGUGAGUUGCCGUGGCAACAAAAGGCAGCGACGACGACAUCGACUAAUGUGAAGUGGGCGUGAAGGCCCAUCGGAACCUCCCGCAGGUCGGUCGGUCGGUCGGUCGGUCGGUCGGUGUCCAUGCCGCGGCCUUCUUGCCGCUUUACUCUUUUAUGUGUGUGUGUGCGAGUGUGUGCGUGAGACGCUCAAUUUUGACGAGAGGCACAUUUUAGCCAAGUGCAGGUCCAGGUUUGAUGGCACAUCGCUAAAGCUGGGGUUGUAUCCGGCAUUUUUAAAUUUUCUCCUUUCAGUGCUGCUAAAUUGAAGGAUCGACCGACUCCAUCUUUGAGCGUAAAUAACUUUGUUAUAGCACAAUCUUUGAAGGUACAGUUUGUAGGGGGGCCAAUCCAGCAGGGGGCAGCACAGCAUGAUAAAUACAUGCACAUGAUGUCAAUCAGUCAGUCCUCAAAUUAAUUUGCCAUAUUUUUAACGUCAGAAAAGUGUGAACAAUAUGUAAUGAAUAUAACAUUCAGGACCGGAAAAAGGCACGUUCAAACAGUCCGACAACUGCUGUACAUUCCGUGAAAAAGUGCCAAAUAGUGUCCACUACUGGUACUGUAAUCUUUGUUUUUCGAAAUAAAAAGUUACACUCAGCACCCUUAGGUCCCAAAAUGGUCCCUCUCAUUAAAGACAUGGUUUUUUUCCCCACAACUUCCGACCUCGCCAAUUUUUUUAGUAUUUUUCUAAUAUUUUUCGAAGGAAAAAAAAUCGAUAUAUAAAUGAUUUGGGAUGAGUUAAUAAAGCUAAGACAAAUAUUGAUAACUUUGUUUACACUUUUUACCCUUAUGACCCAAACUGGUCCCUGUCAUAAAAGUCUAUUGGUAUGCAUUUUGAAUACAACCUUUUUUCCUUUAUUCGCAAGGCAGAGGCUUAGAUUAAUAAGGUAUCUUUUAUUUUAUUAAUGUUUGUUCACGAGAAAUGUCAGGAUAUCAAACAUGUGUGUUAUGAUUGAAGUCUAUAGGUGUUCAGUAGAGGUUGUGUUGUAUUCAUAAUAAAAAGCAAAGUGUCAAACAAUUCCAUAAAUAGAGAAUCACAUGAGUGAUCUUUCAUAAAGGUGCCUCGAGGGUUAACAGUAUUUUAGCACGAGCACAUCCGAGGAAAAUAUAUAACUUGGUUUAUAAUUGUCUAGUUUGCCUUCAUUUAUACACACAUUUUUCCAUUUCAAUUUAAAAUGCACUUUUUAAACCCCCACAAGCCAAUGACGGGAUGUUUGUUUAGCAUGUGAUGUUAAAGCAACGGGUUUGAAGGAAUGUAGUCGUUAAAGGUGUGUGUGUGUGUGUGUGUGUGUGUGUGUGUGCGCGCUAGCAUGCACGGCUUCCUCCGCUCUAUACUAUUACGUAUGUGCACAGAAUCUAUGGCAACACAACACUGUGGCCUUCCUCUUUUUUGACUUUCUUUCUGUCACACAACAAAGAAAACAAGGUUGCAACUUGUUUUUCUUGACGUUCGGUCCUCUCUUUUCUCCAGGAUAGCGAUUAUAAAACAAGAAGAUAUAUAUUCUUUUAUAUUUCAAUGUUAAUAAAGAUGCUAUUAUGUACUGGA
This is a messenger RNA of Entelurus aequoreus (snake pipefish), 3911 nucleotides long. RefSeq names its product SH3-domain kinase binding protein 1 (gene sh3kbp1). NCBI's taxonomy places the organism in Eukaryota, Metazoa, Chordata, Actinopteri, Syngnathiformes, Syngnathidae. The transcript has 20 exons. The coding region runs from base 274 to 2109 and encodes 611 amino acids. Gene Ontology annotation, molecular function: protein binding. The record is from RefSeq and is a predicted model, not a curated record.